UCGAAUGUGAGGGGAGCGGCAGGCUGAACAGAUGGACAAAGACUGCCUGUUCGACAUAUUCUGCUAACCUCACGUUUUCCCUUCUGUGCUUGUCAUGGCGUUAACUGCAAUUCACGAGAUUCUUGAUUUCAAGGGACUAUUGCUCUUCGUGGUGGCUUUUCUUUUGGUGGCAGACUACCUGAAGAACAGAAACCCACCGAAUUACCCACCAAGCCCUUUCUCUCUUCCACUCCUAGGAAACAUCUUCAACAUGGACUCCAGAGAGCCACAUAUAUAUCUGACAAAGCUAGGCCAUGCCUACAACAAUAUCUUCAGUCUGCGAUUAGGAAGAGACAAAGUGGUUUUCAUUACUGGUUAUAAAAUGGUGAAGGAGGCCCUGGUGACUCAAGCUGAAAACUUUGUGGACCGGCCCUACAGUCCAUUGCUAGCACGAGUCUAUUCGGGCAAUGCUGGACUCUUCUUCAGUAAUGGUCAGAUGUGGAAGAAGCAGCGCCAUUUUGCUCUUUCAACACUGAGGAACUUUGGUUUGGGAAAGAAAACAAUGGAGCUGGCCAUCUGCGAAGAGAGCCGCUUCCUGCUGGAUGAGAUGGACAAACAGAAAGGAGCUACCUUUGACCCAACAAUACUGUUCAACAAUGCUGUUUCCAAUAUCAUCUGUCAAAUGGUUUUCGGUCAGAGAUUUGAUUAUGCUGACCACCAAUUCAGGACAAUGCUAAAAUAUAUUUCUAAAAACAUUCAAAUAGAGGGCUCCAUUUGGGGGCAGCUCUAUGAAGCAUUUCCAGGUAUUAUGAAGCACCUUCCAGGGCCGCACAAUGACAUGUUCAGUAACUACAAGAUAUUACAUGCCUUCGUAAGAGAGUUUAUCAUCAAACACAAGGCCGAACUGGACCCCUCAGAGCCUCGGGACUACAUCGACAGCUUCCUUAUUGAGAUGAUGGAGAAGCCACAUGAAACAGCAGACGGGUUUGACGAACAGAACCUCGUUCCAUGUGUUCUAGACCUGUUUCUGGCCGGGACUGAAACUACAUCCACCACAUUAUGUUGGGGUCUCAUAUACCUCAUCACUUACCCAGAAGUACAAGAAAAAGUCCAUGAGGAGAAAGACAGAGUGAUUGGACGCUCACGGGAGCCGAGUAUAGCCGAUAAAGCCAACAUGCCCUUCACUGAGGCGGUCAUCCAUGAGAUUCUGAGAUUUGGAGAUAUUGUACCAAUGAAUGGCUUACGAGUGGCCGACAAAGACACAACCCUUGGAGAGUGUUUCAUCCCAAAGGAAAAAGGGUCUGUUUGGGGGAGCAGCUUGCUAGAAUGGAACUCUUCUUAUUUUUUGUCAGUUUGUUCCGAAAAUUUCGAUUUUCAGCCGCAGAGGGUGAGAAGCUCAACCUUGAUGGAGUGAUAGGAGUAACACGCUCCCCGCACCCCUUCAAGAUCCAUGCAACGGCACACUGACAAUAUUAUAAUCAACAAUAUUAUAAACAAUUAUAUUAUACGUCUUACUUAAUAUGACAUUUGAUCUGUUUAAAUCUUUGAGAAAACAAAUCACUGGAGGUUAUGACCGUUUUUCUGACUCACUUAAAUACAAUAGUUCAGCAAUUCAUGUUUGAUUAAAGGGCGUGAGAGAAAACAGCUUUAGUUCUCAUAUAUGAAACACGGAAGGCAUAAACAUGCUUAGUAAUGCCUAGUUUACAAAAACCAGUGUUGGAUGAACAUUGUCCUAGUUCCAGGUGAAAAAAAAAAAUAGAGAAAAGGUCAAGUUACACAUGACAGGAUCAUCUACCUGUUGGCACAGAUUUCAGAUUGUGGGGUCAGGGGAUGAAGUUCAUGUUUUUAAACAGAUAAUGCAUAGAGAGAGGUAUUAGUCAGCAAAUAUAAGCAAGGUUUUGUCAUGAUAAUAAGUAAAUUGAAAUCCAUAUUCUCAUGUCACUAUGUUUAUGUGCUGAACUGUUUGUGUGCCCUCUCAAGGCUGAGGAAACAUUUCCUCAUCCACUUGUAUUGGCUCCAUUUUAGAUCAUUAAAAACAUAAUAUAAUAUAA
Ctenopharyngodon idella (grass carp) is the source of this 2030-nucleotide messenger RNA. RefSeq names its product cytochrome P450 2J6-like. Gene Ontology annotation, cellular component: intracellular membrane-bounded organelle; cytoplasm. The transcript has 8 exons. Gene Ontology annotation, molecular function: oxidoreductase activity, acting on paired donors, with incorporation or reduction of molecular oxygen, reduced flavin or flavoprotein as one donor, and incorporation of one atom of oxygen; heme binding; iron ion binding. Gene Ontology annotation, biological process: xenobiotic metabolic process. Lineage: Eukaryota; Metazoa; Chordata; Actinopteri; Cypriniformes; Xenocyprididae. The record is from RefSeq and is a predicted model, not a curated record. Bases 95 to 1393 code for a protein of 432 amino acids.